AACGAUGGACAACAGGAAACCCCAGUAGCUUUCACAGCUCUGGCAUAUGCUAGUGAUGGUAUUGUAUAUGUUGGCUCAAAUGUGGGCAAAGUAACAGCCUGGGAUACUCACGAGAACUCUUGCUUCAUGCAGUGGAAUGCUGACAGUGGUGAAAUCACCAAACUGGUCUCACGUCACGGCCAGCUGAUGACAGCUGGAGUAAGCCAUCGACUAAAGCUGUGGGCAGUUAGUGGAGUUAACAGCCUCAAACUGACUGGUGGGGGUCUUAGUCACAGCGGAUCAGGGCUAGUCAUGGAAGAUGAAAUGGUCUUAGAUGGAGCAGUCACAUGUGCUGAAUUUGAUGAUACACUAGAUAUGGGUAUUGUUGGAACUGAUGCAGGAACUCUAUGGUACAUUAACUGGUCUGAGAGGACGUCUAUACGGCUAGUGUCUGGUCAUCAGAACAGGAUUAAUGGAGUUGCUUUUCUCCCAAACAACCUCAUGUUGACUGGGGGUGAUGAUGGCAGUGUCAGGGUGUGGUCACUAGGGACCAGGGAACAGGCAAUCCAGUUCCAGGUCAAAGACCAGGCCUGCACCUGCCUCACAGUGGGACUUGCUGAUCCAGUACAGACUAGUAAAGUGCCUUUGGUUGCUGGAGGUUAUAGUGAUGGUACAGUUCGAGUCUUUGAUGUCAGUAAAGUGGAGAUGCUGUUGAAGAUGCAUCCUCAUGCUGUUACUGUGACCACCAUUGCCUUCUCCGCAGAUGGUGUUAUGAUUAUGUCUGGUGGCAGUGACGGCCUGAUAGCAGUCAGCAGUCCCACCACAGGCAUGACUGUCAGAAUCAUCAGCGACCACAGGGGUGUGGCCAUUUCUAAUUUUGAUGUCACUUUGACAAGAGAUAUGGAUGUUGGUGUCAGUGCCCCCACACUCUGGCUUGCAAGUAGCAUAGAUCGACGGGUCAGCAUUUGGUCUGCUGAUUGGGCUAAAGAUUUUUGUGAGCUGGUUGAUUGGUUGACUUUUCCUGCACCUGCCGUCAUGCCAGAUGGGACAAAAAUUAUAAAAAAUGACUCUCUGCCCCCUACCUUGGCUAAGUUUUCCCCAGAUGAACCUGACAUAGUUGUUUACACUGGUUACGGAAUGGAAAAACUCAUACAGUUCUACAGUCUGAGGCAGAGAAAGGUUAUUAGAACCCUCAACCUCACUCACUGGGGUCUAUGCAUGGAUGUGUCUCCAGACUCUGCUUUGAUCGCUGUAGGAAUAUCAGAGCGUCUGCUCAAGCUGAUGGAUUAUCACGCAGGAACAUUCCAAGAUUUCGCCGGUCACAGUGAUGGAGUUUCCAUGGCCAGGUUUUCACCAGAUGGAUCCACACUAGUUUCUGUGUCCCACAGUGAGCUUUUCCUUUGGGGAGUCCUGCUUUGA
Candidula unifasciata is the source of this 1398-nucleotide messenger RNA. NCBI's taxonomy places the organism in Eukaryota, Metazoa, Mollusca, Gastropoda, Stylommatophora, Geomitridae. The record is from the annotation of a GenBank genome assembly.